GCCAACAAUGAUAUUAAAACUAUUGAAGUAUUAACAGACCUGAAUGAAGCAUGGCAUCUUUUUUGGUUGGGGAAGGGAGGGGAAAUUAUGAUGACUAAAUUGUCAAAUCAUGACAAAGCAUUGGAGAUUAUCAGUAAAAUGGUUAAGAUUAUGCAUGUGUCAUGUUUACCAGGACUGCAACAUAUAAAUAUUUGUGAUAAUGUUGUUUUACAUGAUGUUGGUAAUACCACAGCAAUGUAG
This is a messenger RNA of Entrophospora candida, 240 nucleotides long. The record is from the annotation of a GenBank genome assembly. NCBI's taxonomy places the organism in Eukaryota, Fungi, Glomeromycota, Glomeromycetes, Entrophosporales, Entrophosporaceae.